This is a messenger RNA of Hypoxylon trugodes, 1101 nucleotides long. RefSeq lists its product as uncharacterized. The record is from RefSeq and is a predicted model, not a curated record. The transcript has 2 exons. Gene Ontology annotation, cellular component: mitochondrion. Gene Ontology annotation, molecular function: hydrolase activity, acting on acid anhydrides, in phosphorus-containing anhydrides. Lineage: Eukaryota; Fungi; Ascomycota; Sordariomycetes; Xylariales; Hypoxylaceae. The coding region runs from base 1 to 1101 and encodes 366 amino acids.
AUGCCCCAAAAGAUGCAGACACCAGCAGAACCCGCCAAAAAGGAAGUAGGGACACCACGCCCCAGCGCAAGCGUCAUCCUCCUCUCCCCCGAAAACGAAGUGUUAUUACUACACAGAGUGCGGACAUCAUCCGUAUUUCCAGAGGCCCAUGUAUUCCCCGGCGGCAAUCUAUCCGAAUUCCACGACGGAAGUAUUCCGACGGCGGAUAGUGCCGAUCGGCAUACGGACUCGCUAGCUUAUCAGCUCGGAGCGAUCCGAGAGACGUUCGAAGAAAGCGGGAUUUUGAUUGCGCGGGAAAAGGGUGGAGAUGGGGAACUCUCGAAUGUAUCUAACGCCGAUCGGGAUAAGGCCCGAAAGUCUAUUUACAAGAAUGAAGUCCGCUUCGUCGAAUGGCUUGAGAGUGUUGGUGGAGUCGCGGAUACAGAUAAUCUCAUACCUUUUACGAGAUGGAUCACGCCGCUCGGCCGCAUGAGCCGGUUUACUACGCAGAUGUAUAUUUACAUGCUACCGCUGUCAAAUAAUAGCGGAAAUAAUACCGACCCCGCUAUAUCAACCGCGCAAUCUGAAGCCCAUGUCCCAACGCCCGACGGCGACGUCGAGAUUACGGCUGCACGUUUCGAUACCCCUAGCACUUGGCUGGAGAAACAACGACAGCGUGAAAUUAUUAUGUUCCCGCCGCAAUGUUUUUUGCUGCACUUGCUUUCGCAGUUUCUAACCGGGCCGCCGGAAGGUUCGUUAGGUUCAAGGGAAUUGGUGGAGUAUUAUAGAGCACAGAGGGAUAAGUUGAAGGACUUCCUAUCGGAAGUACCGACGGCGAAUGAACCGAGCGCGGCGGAACAUCCGACGGCUCGCAUCCCGUGGGCGGAGAAGGUGAUUAGUCCGACAGUCCUAGGUAUUCGGUCGAGUGAUAAGAGGUCUAUAUUAGCACUUGAUAAACCCGGUCCGGAGCUCAAGGGAAGUGAUAGAGGUGGUGAUUGGGAAAGAGUUGUAUUGGUGAAUUUCGCGAAAGGGGUAGCUAGAGAUGUUGAGGUUAGGGGUAGAAAGGAAGUGCUUGAAGAAGAGAGGAGAUUGGAGAAUGCAUCAAGAGAGCCGAAGCUAUGA